ACGUAAGAGCGUGAACGUGAUGACGCAGUUUUGGAGCUGCAGGCAUGAAACGUCUUUUGAGCUUCUGCACAUCUAGGAACAUCAGCAAAAUUGUGAAGUUUAUUGAACCCAGGGUUACCUUGCCAGUCCGCAAUCCUCCGUUAUUUACCUCGUUUUUCUGCAGGGAAUUUACGGACAGCGGCAGCAACAUGGACCUGAGUAACAUGAGAAAGAGCUAUAAGAGCGAUCAGGAGUGUUUUGAGGAAGAUCAGCUUGCUUCUUUAGAUCCAAUUAAACAAUUCGGCAGCUGGUUUGAUCAAGCCACUAAAUGCCCUGAGGUGGGGGAAGCCAAUGCAAUGUGUCUUGCCACAGCCACCAAGGACGGCCGCCCCUCUGCACGCAUGGUCCUUCUGAAAGGUUACAGCGAGGAGGGAUUUCGCUUCUUUACCAACUAUGAGAGUAGGAAAGGUUCAGAGCUGGAUAGCAAUCCCCAAGCCUGUCUUGUCUUUUACUGGGAACCAUUAAACAGGCAGAUUCGUAUUGAAGGCACUGUAGAGAGAAUCCCGUACGAGAGUUCAAGUGAAUACUUCCACUCAAGGCCCAAGAGCAGUCAGAUCGGUGCUGUUGUUAGCAGGCAGAGCACCGUAAUACCGAGCCGACAAUACCUGAGAGAAAAGAAUGCAGAGCUUGAAGAAAAGUAUAAGGACACGGAUGUACCGAUGCCAGAUUACUGGGGUGGAUACAUUGUGAAACCCUCCUUGAUUGAGUUCUGGCAGGGUCAGACCAAUAGAUUACAUGACCGAAUAGUAUUUUUGCGGCCAAAAGAGGGAGAGACUGAGCUGGGGGAUAUGCAGCAUCAAGCAGAGGGGGGCUGGAUAUACCAACGCUUGUCCCCUUGAUAGUCUACAUGCUGUGAAAUCAACAUCACCGUCUGUGACAUCAAUACAUCAUCAUUACUUGAAAGCAGCUGUCAUUUAUAAUGCCAUUAGGGCAUUAACUGACAAGUGAAGACCUACUACUCCAUAUUCGACCUACAUUUGUAUUGUCUUAACCAAAACCAGGAAGGAGACUUUAUUUGUUGAUCAUUCUAAACAUGAUUUUAUGAAUAUAAAUCAUGCGUAGCAUUACAAAUGGUGCUUUGCUGCCGUGUUUGUCUUUAAGCCUUCAAAACUGACAGUCCCACUUAAUAUUAAGUGUCUUUACUAUGUACUAACAUUUAAAUUAGUCUUUUGAUACAGUGCACUUACAUUAGUAUAUACGUUGAUUACAAGUGUACAUACUUAUAGAGAGUAUAUUAGUAUAUACGAGUGUAUAUACUUGAUUUUGCAUUCUACUUAUGUUUAAAAAUGCUUGCAUGUAACUACAGCUGUAGUUAAUUUCAUCAUUAAUUACACUGUUGACCCUUUCCUUAGCCCUUAACCCACUUUUAAACCUAACCAUACCAUGAAACCUGUCCCCAACCUUACCCAUCUAUAGCAGCAAAGGUGUUUUGCGAUACAUGCAAUAAUAAACGCACAAUAAAUACAAUAUACCUAACAUUUUUUUAAUGUAAGUACAUAGUAGUUAAAGACUCGCAAUAUAAAGUGUGACCAAACUGACCUCAACAUAUCCUUAAUCUUUUACUUGUAAGUGCAAAGUCUGUUGACUAUCUAAUGUUUGUCAGUAAUUGAAAAGCACAGCUGUACUUGCAGCCUUAACUGUUGUUUCAGACAUAGACUUUGGACUUGUCACAACAAAAAACAUCCAACAUGUUGUUGCUCUGUUUGUACAUCAUUCAUGAGUCAUACAAGAAAUAUUCUUCAAGACAAGUGUGAAAUAUUUCGAUUAAAUUGCUUGUUAUAAAUGUGCCAAACUUAAUGUUGACCUAAAAUAAUUGUCAAUUUGGAUGUAGUUCUGUAAUGACUGGUGACCUUUUUUGUAAAUGUAAAAUAAAGUAGUAAACCCCUUUAA
Megalobrama amblycephala (Wuchang bream) is the source of this 1929-nucleotide messenger RNA. It is a transcript of the gene pnpo, whose product is annotated as pyridoxamine 5'-phosphate oxidase. The transcript has 7 exons. Gene Ontology annotation, molecular function: FMN binding; pyridoxamine phosphate oxidase activity. Lineage: Eukaryota; Metazoa; Chordata; Actinopteri; Cypriniformes; Xenocyprididae. The record is from RefSeq and is a predicted model, not a curated record. Bases 45 to 878 code for a protein of 277 amino acids. Gene Ontology annotation, biological process: pyridoxal 5'-phosphate biosynthetic process; pyridoxine biosynthetic process.